UGAUCUAUCAGCCCACUCCAUUAAUAUUUUCGUCCGAGCUUAUACGAUUACUAGCGAACCUAACUCAAACUUUAACUGAGUCGGGUUAGCCCGGUGGACCACUCCACUCGCUUAAUUUCAGUUCGCCUCUGCUCGACUCUUUCCGCCGUCUCGAUCUCAGUCCUUCAUAACAUGUCUUGGCAAGCAUACGUAGACACCAAUCUCGUCGGCACCGGGAGAGUGAAUAAGGCCGCCAUCUUGGGAAAAGCUGGAGGUGUAUGGGCUACAUCUCCAGGAUUCAAGAUUUCGCCUGAAGAGCAGAAGGCAAUCACUGCUGCUUUCACGAACAAAGCUGCAGUUGCGACUUCUGGUUUCCGCGUCGCUGACCAGAAAUACUUCUUCCUAUCGUCGGAUACCUACGGAGAUGAUCCGAACCUGGUUGUGGUUCAGGGCAAGAAAGGAGGUGACGGUGCUGUACUAGCGCAAACGAAGCAAGCUAUCCUUGUCGUUACAUACAUUUUUCCUCAGACAGCUCAAGAUGUAGGCAUUCUAGUCACCGGUCUUGGAUCAUACCUCGCUAGUCUGCAAUACUAGGGUUCAAUAGGAGAUGAUCGCAGGGGAUAAAGAAGAUCAAAGGUGUGCUAUCAUGUAAUCGUACAGUUCAUAGAUCCAAUGUCUCCACUGGAACUAUUUCAAAGUUCAA
This is a messenger RNA of Suillus clintonianus, 682 nucleotides long. Its product is annotated as profilin. Lineage: Eukaryota; Fungi; Basidiomycota; Agaricomycetes; Boletales; Suillaceae. The transcript has 5 exons. Bases 172 to 573 code for a protein of 133 amino acids. Gene Ontology annotation, cellular component: cell cortex. The record is from RefSeq and is a predicted model, not a curated record. Gene Ontology annotation, molecular function: actin monomer binding.